Molecule: messenger RNA, 996 nt
Organism: Cyclospora cayetanensis
Lineage: Eukaryota; Apicomplexa; Conoidasida; Eucoccidiorida; Eimeriidae
Exons: 6
Coding region: 1-996 (331 amino acids)
Source: RefSeq, a predicted model, not a curated record
AUGAGGCUGGCAGCGCCGGCGACACGCGUGAAUGCGCAUUGCAGUGGCCUGGCCUCUUCCGGGGCAUGUGCGCUUUGCAAUUGCAUGCAGCCCCAGACAUUCAAAAUUCGAACAUCUGUGUAUCUAAGUUCUCGCGCAACGGCAGCUCUUGCCCACUUAGCCCUCCCGCGAGUCUGCAGGGGAAUUUCGUUCUUUGGCGUUCGAUGCAGCAGCACGCGUAGAUGGACGGGCACUGCGCUGGGGGCUUUUAGGAGCUCUUGGAUGCUCACGAAAGGCAGCAGCGUCCGUCUCUUUGGACUUGAAGGGCAAGCUCCGGGAGCCUCUUCCCGCGUCGGUCUGCACCGAUGGAACGGGGGUGGGCGGCAGUUUGCCACUGGCGUCUCUGGGCAUGAGAAGGAUUUUUAUCGACUCUUGGGGGUGUCACCCGCCGACAGUCCACGCGCGAUUCGCACAGCGUACCUGCGCAAGGCCAAGGAGCUGCAUCCAGACGCCAACCAGCACUGCCCAAGGCGCCAGCAGAAGGAAAGGCUUUUCAGAGAGGUCACUCAGGCGUACGAGGUGCUGUCCGAUCCGCUGAAGAAGAAGGAGCCCCCCGCCGACGCAUGGCACGUUGGACAAGAUGAAGUAGGCGAAGAGUUUUGGCGACAAGUCGAACAGAUCCGCAGAGAGAAGGAAAUGGCGUGGAGGGCCAUGAAGGUGCAGAAGUGGGGCCCUGGGUCGAGGGCCCCUGGAGGUGAAACUGCCUACCACUUUUCUCCCGCGUUUGCGUUUUUGCGGGCACUGCCGCUGCUAGUGGUGCCUGCGGUCCUCUUUUUUGUGCUUUAUAAGCUGGCCAUGAGCCGUGCGCGGCAGGCGGACAGACUGCAGCCUCCAAUAGUCCGAGACGAACUAGGUCGCGCGUUCUUCAUCGAUUCUAGUGGACGGCGUUUCCGAGUGAUGGAAUUCGACUUUCUUACCCCCGCCUCCUCUUCCAGGGACUCGCGACAGCAGUCUUAA